This is a messenger RNA of Anopheles cruzii, 1173 nucleotides long. RefSeq lists its product as uncharacterized. The record is from RefSeq and is a predicted model, not a curated record. Bases 1 to 1173 code for a protein of 390 amino acids. Lineage: Eukaryota; Metazoa; Arthropoda; Insecta; Diptera; Culicidae. The transcript has 6 exons.
AUGGCUGACAAAACACAGAACAGUGUGCUACUGGCCAGCGACCCGUCGGCUGGUGAUGGUCCACAAUCCGUUGCGGCUAAAACCAAGUUCAAUCCGUCCGCAAAGCCGUUCUACUUGUCGUCGAAAAAGGUGGGUCCUAAUCAGCAAUCGCAAGGAGACGCGGGUGAUGCGGGCGACGACGGGAUAGCCUACAUCGGGCCGACCCGGCUGCCGGUGAGUACGCGCGUCUGGAACGCCAUAUCGUCGUACUCGCUGGAGGAAAUCGGAACCAGGUGCCCACCACCGCCGCCCCCUGUUCCGGUCCGGCCUUGCCCGCGCAUCACCACGACGACGUACAGCCGGCUACCGACUCAGGCCAACCUGCAGCAGCUGAUUCUGCGAGCCUGCACCUAUCAGCCCCAACCGGUGCAGCAGUCACCGUUCCUGCCGGCCAUACUGCCAAACGGUGUCAUUCAGCUGCGUCUUCGCGACUCGGUGGAUGUGGAUCUAACCCUGGAGGGAUCGAUCCGGGUGUACAGCGGCAGGAAGGAUAUCGCCAUCGCGGUCUCCAGCAAUGGUGCCGCCGUCGCGAUGCGCCACCCGAACGGGAUCAUUUUCCAGCACGGACCCCGCGUGGACAUCAUGGCGUACGAUGCAAAGCGAAACAACUCGUACAUCCGGUUUGCUAAGAUGUGGAACAAGGGAAUCAGCCUCACGAGCGAUGGGUCCGCCCUGAUCUACCUCGUUGAUUCUGCCGGCACACGCACCACCUGCGACAUGCUGAACAUGGACCUAGAGACGGACUAUGUCAAUCAGGUGUUCUACAAUGGCAUCGUUUGCGGGCCGCAGGUUUUGCCCUCGCUGCACCCGGUCGUCCAGGGCGCGAGCUUUACGCUUGGCGACGAGGGCCAGAUUACGUACGAGCUGAACGGAUUCCGCAUCAUCCAAAGUGGCGACGGGCUGGUGAAGGUUUACCGGCCGAGCCACCGCUGCGUCAUCAGGACGAGCCCGACCAACGGGUGCGCCACGGUCACGACGAAUCUCGUGCACUGCACGGCCUCCCUCGGGGCGACCUCGCACCUGUUCGUCCGCCGCGAGGAGCGUCGGAUGCACUUCGACGGGGCCACGUUCAUCGUGCGCAACGCGGGCCAUUCCGCUGGCUUUGACGAGUUCAAUCGAUUACGCGUUUACUGA